This is a messenger RNA of Diaporthe citri, 4740 nucleotides long. RefSeq lists its product as uncharacterized. Gene Ontology annotation, cellular component: transcription factor TFIID complex. NCBI's taxonomy places the organism in Eukaryota, Fungi, Ascomycota, Sordariomycetes, Diaporthales, Diaporthaceae. The transcript is spliced from 2 exons. Gene Ontology annotation, molecular function: transcription cis-regulatory region binding; RNA polymerase II general transcription initiation factor activity; chromatin binding. The record is from RefSeq and is a predicted model, not a curated record. The coding region runs from base 1 to 4740 and encodes 1579 amino acids. Gene Ontology annotation, biological process: transcription initiation at RNA polymerase II promoter.
AUGCCAGGCGCCAUGGACAACUCGAUGGCCGUCGCCGCUGAUGGCGCCGCUGUGGCCCCUGAAGAAAUCAUCUACGAGCCAUACACUGUCGUCGAGCAGCGCGUCCACUUGGACUUCAACUUCCAGGCCAAACAGGUACAAGGCACGACUAUGAUCAAGAUCUUCCACACCGGUGGUGACGAACCUGACUUCGUCAACAUCGACGCUCGCCAGUGCGAAAUCGACCUCGAUAGCAUCACAGUCAACUACCAGAAGGUCAAGGCUAGAUACAGAGAUCCGUACGAGUUCAUGGACACACCAAAAGGCUUCGACUGGAACGUGCAGCAACACCACCUCAGAACCAAGCGCAUGAAGCGGCUACAACCCAACAUGCGGGGCGACUUGCCCAUGACUGGAAGGGAGACCAAGGGAUGCCAGCCGGCAAAUGGGGCGCUGCGGGUAUGGUUGAAGCCCGAGAAGAUCGUACUCAAGCCUGUACAGACCCCUGGGGCGUCUGGCCCUCAAGAGCCCAUCGAGCCACACACUUUCAAGAUCGAGAUCCCCUUCCGCAUCACGCAUGUUCGAGAUGGGUUUCACUUCGUGGGCGUCGAUGAUGGCGAUACUCAAUACCCGCAUGUCUACACUCGGCACUCUAUCGAGCCUGGAUAUGCCAGCUGUCUCUUUCCCUGCGUGGAUGAUCGGACUCGGGUGAGACAGUGGGAGAUCUCGCUCAAAUUCCCACGCACUGUCGGAGACGCGCUUAGGCAACCUCUGGCCUCACAAGUCGCAGGCUUGUCCUCGUCUUCCGGUACCCGACCGGCGGCUUCUAGAACUCAGCAGUCCCAUCGUGAGUUUGAAACCACGGAGGAGGACAAGCUAUUGGAUAUGACUGCUAUAUGCUCCGGUACGCUCAUAGGGGAGCACGAAGAAAAUGCCGGUGGUGAGAGCAAGAAGGUUAUGAAGUUCAACCCCAAAGAUUGUGGCGCCCAGCACAUUGGCUUCGCUAUCGGUCCGUUUGAGGACGUGGAUCUCUACUCGACGUUUCGCAGCGAAGAGGACGAGGCGAAGCUUGGCGGAAACGCCGUCAAAGUUCAUGGCUAUUGCUUGCCUGGCCGGAGUGACGAGGUUCGAAAUACCUGCCAACCACUCGCUCAUGCAAGCGACUUCUUCACCCUGACUUUCUCGAAAUACCCGUACGAGGAAAACAGCUACAAAAUAUGCUUUGUAGAGGAGAUGAUAGAAAGCACCGUGCCUCUGCAAGCAUUCUCGCUUUGCAGCACUCGGCUGCUAUACCCUCGGGAUAUUAUUGACACAGAGAUCGAAGUGACGCGGAAGCUUGUCCACUCCCUGGCAACCCAGUACUUUGGUAUUUUCAUCAAUCCAAACGAACGAACUGAUACCUGGAUCGUGUGCGGUAUUGCGUAUUUCAUGACGGACCUUUACUUGAGGCAGCUCUGUGGCAACAACUACUACCGAUACCAGAUCAGGACGACAGCUGAAUAUCUGACCGAAGUGGACCAUGGCCGCCCUUCUCUGCACGAGUUGGGACGACACCUACACCUGGGUGAUUUUGAGAUGGAUUUCAUGGCGCUCAAAGCACCUCUGGUGAUCUUCAUCCUCGACAGGCGAUUACUCAAGUCAUCCAAUAGCGCUGGAGUGGUUCGGGUCAUUUCGCAGCGUCUUCGUGAGGCCAUGCAGGCUGCAGACCCUUUCGCCGCAAAUUUCGUGGUCUCUUCAGAGCAGUUCAGGAGAGCUUGCGAGAAGAAAGGGCGCCUGCGCCUCGAGAGUUUUUGGGACCAGUGGGUCUUGAGCUCUGGAUGCCCCAGACUCCACAUCUCGCAGAGGUUCAACAAGAAGAGGCUGGAAGUGGAACUGACCGUCGUCCAGAACCAAGUGGAGUGGGCCAAGGCAGAACAUCCCCUAGAGAAGGACGAUUUCUGGAGGGACGUGUUGGAGGAGCGGCAAGACGUUCUUGCCGCCGAAGUACCGCUUACUUUCACCGGCCCAAUGACUUUCCGAGUCCAUGAGGCUGACGGCACGCCCUACGAACACUGUCUGGAGAUGAAGCUGGAUGCCGCAGCCACCAAGGGCUCCCGGCUUGCAAUGCCGUACAAUACCAAGUACAAGCGGAUCAAGAGGGUCCGUCAGAAAAAGCGAGAAAAAGACCACACAAAAGCCCCAGGGGCUGGUCGAGGCGACGCAGAUGGACAGGACGAGGACGGGAAUGAUGAUGAUGAGAAGGGACACACCCUCAACAUGUUUGGAGACGUCCUGAUGGGCGAGGAGGACAUGGCGUCGUGGAAACUCGUAGACUGGGACAGUGACCAGCAACAACAGAUGGACCAGGAGUCUUAUGAGUGGAUCCGGGUCGACUGUGACUUCGAGUGGAUCUACUGUCUCGAAACGAACCUCAAGGUCUACAUGACGGUGGCCCAGCUCCAGCAGGACAGAGAUAUUGCCGCUCAGGUAGAGUCCAUGCUGCAACUCACACGCAACGCGCCCAGCAACAUUCAAACUACUACCCUGCUUAGGACCCUAUAUGACGACCGCUACUUUUACGGUAUUCGCACCAUGGCUGCACAGGCCCUUACCGGCCACGCCGAGAGGGCCAACAACUUCCGGGGAAUGCGCCACCUGAUACGCGUGUUCAAGACGUUUUACUGCUACCCGGACUCGGCUAAUCCACGGCCGAACGACUUCACAGACAAGAAGAGUUAUCACGUGCAGUCGGCCAUUCCCGCUGCUGUUGCAAGAAUCCGUGGUGGGCAAGAGUUCUGCCCGGAGGAAGCUCGUGAAUUCAUUCUCGACCAGCUGGUUUUCAACAACAACGACGAGAACACGUUCUCGGAUCAUUUCUACGUUGCAAAGCUUCUCGACGCUCUCGCGACCAGUUUGGUACGAGCUAAAGCCACAGAAGCAUCUGACGAGGAACAGGACUACAACAAGUUGCAGGCGUUUGCGGAGAGGGCGAUUGCACAGAUUGAGCGAUAUCAACAGAUGGACGAGGUGUUCAGUUCGUACCAAAACAUCUGGACGCGCACCGCGCUUGAUUGCAAGGUCAAGUUGAUGAAGUCGGGUGUCAUGGCCAUCGACGGGAUAGAGUUCAUGCAGUACCUGACCCCAGAGACACUGGAUCUUGUGCAGAUCAAGGCAUUCGAAUCGCUUAUUGAGCUCGGCCUCUUCUUGAAGCCUGGCCUCAUGAAGUAUCUCUUGACAAGCAUGAGCCUGUCUUCAUCGCCGUUUGUGAGAGACCGACUCUUCAAGGCGUUCACCCGUGGCUUGGCUUCUGUCGCUUUCGGAGAGCUAGAUGUCAGUGAGAUUCGACCAAACGAGGCCGGCUCUAAGCCCACCGGCGCUGUCCAGGCCGCCCAAAACGGUGCACAGAACGACGGUAUGGCCCUGGACGAGGAAGACCACGGCGGUCUAAUUGUCGAACAAAGCGACGCGGUGAUUAAACAGAGGCAGACGGACGCAGCCCGUCGGGUCGAUAUCGUGGCUGCCAUCAAAGCUAUGAAAGAGGCAUUGCAAGACAACAAGGAUCUGCAGAGGCAGUUAUGGAAAGCCGUCGACUCCCCCGUCCUGGGUCUCGCGGAAAAGAGGAACCUCCUAGAGUUGUGUGCCACCUUGUUCCCCAAAGACGACGAGAUGCUCGUCACGAUGAAGUACCCAGUGCGGUGGACAGCGGUGAGGGGUCAUUACCAUCGGGGCAAAUCCCUCGUCAUGACCUUCAAGCAGACGUAUAAGACAUCUUUGAAGCGGAGGCAUGAAGAGGUGAUACCUGAGCAACCUGUGCAGGCGGUGACAACUGUUGUGCCACCUGCUCCACGCCCUCUUGUUGGCCAAGAGAAGGAGCAACCGAAGAAGAAGAUGAUCAAGUUGUCUCAUCCUGGACCUUCAAGGGCUAGCGCGCAGUCACCGGCGCCGCCGCCUGCUCCCGUUGCUCGGCAGCCGUCCAUCGCCGUUGCGGCUCCUGCCCGCCCUCCUCCUGAACUAGAGCGAGGCGAUAGCAUCGCAGUGCAGAACCGCCCGACUGUAAAGCUCCCCUCUGCCCCUCAGUCUGCCGCAGGCACACACACACCAGAACCCUCUCGCCAUGUCAGCUCGAGCUCGAAGGUACCCAAACUCUCCAAGAAGCGCAAAUUGGCCGAUACGGAGGCAUCGCCCGCGCCUCGACGUUCUCGAAUUGUGGCUUUGAAAUAUGGCCACCUCACGGAGCAAAAGAGGCAGCAGAUUGCGCGUAUACCCUCGUCCAAAGCUAGGGCCAUACCGCCUGCGGACUCCAUCGUAGCCACGCCAGUUGCACGAGCAAUCCCGCCAGCUGCUACGCCAUCCAGGCAAGGCUCGUCACCUGCCAAUGUCGACGUCUCCAUGAUCUCGUCGACGUCUACCCUUAGCGCGGGCUCCUCGUCGAAUGCGCAGUCAUCCCAACAGCAGCAUAAGACGCCUUUGCCCUCCGGGAAGAUAGUACGCAAGCCUCUGCCGACAGGACCGUCUCCUCACAGCGCCGUUUCACCAACCUCUAGCAUCGCAGCAAAGCCCUCGGCAACUCCUCGGCAGCCUUCGCAGCCUCAACAGCAGACGUCAGCGUCGCCUUCCCGUCCGGCCUCGCCCGUGGCUCCCCGCUCAUCGACGGAGCCUGCGUCGAAGCCGAAGAAGUUGGUCAAGCUCAAACUCAAGUUGGGUGGCAACAAGUCUUUGACCGGGUUAUCUGGAGACAAACCACCUCCGCCGCCACCCGCGGGUGAACAGACACGACCCUAG